AGUCUGCGCUGGCGCCAUGCAGCUAACGUGUUGCUAUUUUGUGCCCCCGGGAAGCAGCCAGCCUGUUUGGAAGAAGCUCAAUCUCACUCGUCCUUCUAGCGGGUUCUUUUCUGGCCGCUGUCUGUUCUUACUGCUGUGUAUCAGUCUCCGUACUGAGGCCAAGGUUAAGGAAGUCCAUGCAAUAGUGGGCAACGACGUGAAGCUCAGUUGCGUUGACCCCCUCAGAAGCCAUUUCAACUUGCAUGAUCUGUAUGUCUAUUGGCAAAUCGAUAACCUAAGCGCUGUGGUAGCUUACUAUCUGCCUAACGAGUCUCCAGGGAUCCAUGUGAACAGCUCCUACAAGAACAGGACCCAUCUGUCCCUGGACCACAUGAAGCAGGGCGACUUCUCUCUGCAUCUGAAGAAUGUCACCCCUCAGGAUACUCAGGAGUUCACCUGCCGGGUAUUUAGGGCGUCUACAGUGUUAGGCAAGGCCUUGGAAGAGGUGGUCAGGCUGUAUGUGGCAGCAAACUUCAGUACACCUGUCAUCAGCACCUCUGGUAGCUCCGACCCCGGCCAGGAACGCACCUACACCUGCAUGUCCAAGAAUGGCUACCCAGAGCCCAACUUGUAUUGGAUCAACAGGACAGACAAUAGCCUGAUAGACAAGACUCUGCAGAAUAACACUGUCUACUUGAACGAGUGGGGCCUGUAUGAUGUAGUGAGCACUUUACGGAUCCCUUGGACGCCUCAUGUGGAUGUAAUCUGCUGUGUAGAGAAUGUGGCUCUCCACCAGAAUAUCACCAGCAUCAGCCAGGCAGAUAGUUUCACUGGAAACCAGGUCACAAAGAACCCGCAGGAGCGGCACAAAGUGGAGAUGAGCAGCGCCCUUUUCUCCGGCCUCGUCCUCGUUGUACUACUGGUGGCAGUGGCUGUCAUUUUCGUCGUGGUGUACAGAUGCAGGCGUACCCGCCGAAGCUACACAGGACCCGGGACCGUACAGCUUGAGCUCACAGGCGAGUGUGCUUGCCGGGAGAAUCCGGUUGGCUGAGCUGUUCUGAUCUCUCACACCUUUGGUUGGUAGUUUUCCAUACCUGAUGAUUCCAGAGAUGCAGAAACCCUGUACUGUGGUGGAGACUUCUGGACCCUGCACAGCAGUCUGGCAUAGGUCCCUCCUGCCUCUGCUCUGCAGGACCCUAUAGACUCUGUGACUCUGGCAGCCCAGAGUCCCUUGGUGGAGGUGUACACUCUGUAGUUUCAAGAACAGUUUGCAGGUGGAUUCCGUCAUCUCCAGAGGUGUGGAUUCAUAUCCCGAUUUUGGAAAAACAUCCACAGAGGUAUUUGGUUGACCACAAGGAGAUCCUGGCUUUAAGUACUUUUACUACCUCAAAGUGACUGUGCCCUUCCCAAACCUGGCUUUUUCAUGUUAGAGAUGGUAGUAUAUGUGGUCUCCUUGGUGCAGUGUGGUCUGUUUGCUGACACCUACCACCCCACUCCAGUGGACAAGCUAGUGUCAGGCCACUUUGGAACAAGUGAGUUCUGGGUCACCUGGUCCUAACCCAGUCAUGUGACUGCGAUAGCCAGCUGCUUCUAGUUUUUAGCUCCCCUUUUCCUCACUGGUCUGAGUGCCUGGAAAAAUCAUUUUACUGCCUCCAAAAUUUAAAGCACUGAGCAUGGUUCAGUAGCGUGAGCUUGCCUGACAGGCGGGCAUGAGGAGGCAGGUCCUGCCUUCACCUUCCUCUCUCUUCCCUCCAAGACCAUACCUGACAGGACUCUGCCCAGAAUGUGGACAGGGUUUCUGGGAGAUGUCCCCAGGUGGAUGUCAGACCCAGCUUCAGAGUGGACUCCCAUGGGCCUGGUGACAGAGGACAAGGAGCUGUCUGCUUAUGUGCGGUGGUGGAGGAUGGGCUUUAUGAGACACAGAGGCUUCAUCCUAGAAACGCCGAGGAAGAUCUUUCCAGUGGACAGCAGCAACAUUAUUAGAAUAUGGAGCCUCCAGUGAGCCAUCGCCCCGAGAGGAGGAACAGCUUGUGAG
Arvicanthis niloticus (Nile rat) is the source of this 2014-nucleotide messenger RNA. It is a transcript of the gene Icoslg, whose product is annotated as inducible T cell costimulator ligand. Gene Ontology annotation, cellular component: external side of plasma membrane. Gene Ontology annotation, molecular function: signaling receptor binding. Lineage: Eukaryota; Metazoa; Chordata; Mammalia; Rodentia; Muridae. The record is from RefSeq and is a predicted model, not a curated record. Gene Ontology annotation, biological process: T cell receptor signaling pathway; regulation of cytokine production.